CGGAGUGGGAGUGUAAAAAUGGCUGCUGCUGUCAGGAUAUUAAAUCUGUUUCGACUGAGAAGUUUCUGUUGUUUAUGUCCGAUGUUCUGCCUAAGAAACACCCGUGAAUUAACAUGUUUGCUUGUAGCUUUUUGUGUGUUAACGAGCCAGGUGUUGGCAAACGACCAGGACCAGGAGGACCAGGAAUUUUUGAAACGGGAAUAUUCUUUGGCAAAACCAUACCGUGGUCUGGGUUUCUCUAGUUCCUCACAGUGGGAUCUGAUGGGAACUGCCAUGGUGACACCUGAUCAAGUGAGACUUACACCAGACCUGCAGAGCAGACAGGGGGCUGUGUGGAGCCGAAUCCCUUUGUUUUUGAAAGAUUGGGAGCUCAAGGUGCACUUCAAAAUCCAUGGCCAAGGAAAGAAGAACUUACACGGAGAUGGACUUGCUAUCUGGCUGACCAAAGAUCGCAUGCAAAAUGGUCCUGUGUACGGCAACAUGAACCAGUUCACUGGACUUGGGAUAUUUGUUGACACAUACCCAAAUGCUGAGAAGACCCAUGAUAGGACUUUCCCAUACAUAUCCAUGAUGCUUGGAAACGGGACCUUGCCAUACGACCACGACCGUGAUGGGCGGACCACUGAGCUCGGUGGAUGCUCAGCGAUGGCGCGCAAUGCAGUUUACGACAACUUUCUUCUGGUCAGAUACUCCAAAAAUAGACUGACGCUCAUGGUGGACGUAGAUGGAAAACAGGAAUGGAGAGACUGUGCUGACGUCACAGGAGUCCGGAUACCGAUGGGCUACUUCUUCGGUGCCUCCUCCGCUACCGGAGACCUGUCCGAUAACCAUGACAUCAUCUCCAUGAAGUUGUACCAGCUGACCAUAGAGAGGACUCCAGAGGAGGAGGAGGAGGAGGAAGAGGAGGUCACCAUCCCCAGAGUUGACAACAUGAAACAGUUUAAUGUGGAAGUGGAGGAGGAAGGAAUGAGCGGUGUCCAGCUCUUCUUUACCCUCCUCUUCUCAGUGCUGGGCCUGGGUGUGCUGGCGGUGGUCGCAAUUAUUCUUUAUGGCCGCUGGAAGGAAAACAAACGCAAACGCUUCUACUGAGAGCGGUGGAUCCAUGCAGGUCCUCAGUCUGCGUUGUCUUCAUCGAUGUGCACUCAACAAAGACCACAUGAUUGAACAGACUGAACCAACAGCCUCGUGGAUCUGACCCCUGUGUCUGUGAUGAACUGGUAAAGAGAUCAUGAACAGCUGAGCCUGAUGUAAAGUCUUUUAUAUUUUCAAGUUUUCCACAUGACAUGUGAUCAGGAGCUUCGGUGGAGAAAAGGGUUUUUAUAUAUAUAUAUAUAUAUAUAUAUAUACGUAUAUGUAUAAUUUUUUUUUUUUUUUUUUUUUAAGAAAAGAAAUUUAUUCAUCUCAAUUUACGUAGAGUGGGAUUGCUGUAUCCCAUCUGCACUGAGAACAGCUGGAAAAUCUGAUUCUGUGACACUUACCGAUACAUUGCAGGGUUCUGGAGAGCAGAGUCCAAAUGAUGGGGGCAGGUUGGACAUCUCAGAAUGGACAGAGACAGUGAGGGAUACUAGUGAUGGAUGUGUAUUUAACCAUAAACCAGUCCUCACUGACUUAUCCAUUUGGUUCCUUUCAUAUCGGAUUAAACUCAUUUAGCAUAAAAGCUCGACUCCAUGUUAGCUCUUCGGCAGCUCGCAGUCACAUUUUUGCACAAGGUUAUUUUCAGCUGCAACUUCACUACAGACUCUUUAAAAUGAUCGAUUAUAAAAUCAUCUAGAUGUUUGAAGCUGCCCCUCUCAUUUGUACACCCUUCACCUAUAGAACUAACUCAGGUCGGCAGAACGUUGCACAUUGUGUCGGUACCUUUUACUUCCACUUCAGUCUAACUUGCAGCUGCUGUGAAGACCAGUGGAUCCGUGUGGACGUCCUCUGGUUGCACUGAAAAAGUCUAGUUGUACUGAGCUCCUGUACAUAUGAGCUGGGCAGGAAUUUCCGGCAGCCUACAGAGCAAAUCCAGCCAUGUUUGCUCUUUUUAAAUGUGCCAUUGAUGACACAUGCAUGAUUAAAGAAGAGAUUAAAAUGACCUGUGCAGCUCAAAGCAUCAAGCUCUGAUUAGUUAAAGACAAGGUGACUUUAUGUUCCAAUCUUUCUGGAGCUUUGAGCUCCCAUGAAGUGGUCAUUGUUGUAUAAGGCUGCAUUUAUUUUCUCCAGCUAACAGUUCCCCAUGGUGAUAAGCUAUCAGGAAGGUUUACCUACCCAUCCUGGGCACCAGGUAUCGGUUUUGUUCCAAUUUUCAUGUUUAGGGCGCUGAAUCUCACCAGACCCUGUCAAUAAAUAAUUUUUCUCAAUCAGCUAAUGAAUUCAUGAUCAGAAAGCAUUAGAUUUCUGCUUUAGCACACACUGUGAACUUAGCAGCCAUCUGCAGCAUCAGAUAAAUGCUAGUAGAGUAAACCGAGUCUGUGCAAAUGAAUUUUUACUGUUUUGUUGAACCUGUAACAACUGGUGCCUUCCCACUGAUGUCACAUGGAUGCAGCUGUGGAACAUUUCACCUCAGUAAUACUUUAUUUUCUAUAAAACAGCUGUUUGGUUCGGGAGGUCAUGGGGAUUUUUUAGGUUUAUCUCUAAUGAUUAAUUGAAUUUUGGAAAAGGUGCUGCUGGGCUUUGUUUCUGUAGAGGUAGUGUCAUAAAAGUACUGCAAAUGUGUUUAGAAAAGCUUACAAGACACAGAAAAUGCUGAACUAAAAACAAGCUAGAGAACCAGAGACUUGCUGCAUCCAUCGGACAUAAAGGGCUUUUCAUCCGAGUCUUUUGCACAGAAGACUUUUGACUUGUGAUAACAUGAUGUUAUUGAUUCCUUAUCAGCAGGAAGGAGGGGGGUUCACUCUGCAAAGGUACAUUUAUGAGUUGGGUUAGCAGCAGUACAGCUGGACCACCAGGCUGAGAUGGAUACUCGGUGGGUUACAGACAUCUAGUUAGCAAACCUUUUAUGUUGUAAGAUUUUGUAGUAAAUCGUGUAUCCUUGCAGAGUGAAAUCCACUGUGCAGGCAUCUGUCUUCACACUUGUUUAUGAAAAGUUGAUAUUUCUGGUUGAGUCGUACACCGGUGACCUACUGUUCACACCACGAGCAUCAAGAGUAGCCAACAAAAAUACAAGUAUUUCAUGAAAAUCUGUAGUUUUUUUAUAGUUUGUACCUUGAAGCUGAUUCACGUAACACCAGCACUUACUUAAAUAUGUAUUUGCUGGUGUAUUUAGGAGCCCAUUGGCUAAAAGGUUUACCUUCAGGUAAUGUGUUGGUGUAAAUUCUCAGUCGUCCAAUUCAUGGUAAUCCGAGGAGUCUGACUAAAAGAAACUUUACAUGUUUCUCUUAAUUCUUGAAGAUCUUUAACCUCACAUAACUAGAGACCUUAGCAUGUCUUAUUUCAAUGUUCCUUUUAGUCUGAUAAGCUGAAACUCCCACCAAGUUAGCCCAGUUAAGAUCAAAGAAGCCUUUCAGAUGAAAGGUAAAACAUCUUCAGGACCAAGAAAAGUAAGUCCAGUUGAAUUUAUUCAGUCUCUUAGGAUUACAAGAGGUAAAGUAGAAAAACUUGAAUGUGCUUGUAUUGCUUUUUGAAUGCGCUGGAGCCAUAUCAGCCUUUAGUCACCUGUUAUUUUCUUGGUUAGUUACUCUGUAAGCGAAACCUGCUCAGAGUUUUCUAGUCAGUGUUUGGUAGGAGUGUAAAUCCCAAGGUUUGAUGUUAGCAGAUAUUCCACCAUGAAAUGAUUCAGAUUGGAUGUGAGCAAGGAGCUGGUGAUGGGUGUAGUUUGUAGUGUUACUGGAGUGUUUGUCUUUAAGAGGCAUUGCUUACACACACACCAUGUUUGCCAGUCGACUUGAUGUCUUCUCUCCAAAAUGUUUCCUCACCGCUGAUUUUCCUCCAAGAGGAGGAAGAUAUCUUCAUCUUCUUCCUUCAUUCUGCUGUUAACUUACAAACCAGCAAACUGCUAAAUUCAGGGAGAUCUGAAAAUGGAAAGCGCGGCUUACAUAUGAUUAAUGUAUUCUUGUCUGACUGAUGUUGGCUCACUGAUCGAUGUUACAUGUUUCUGUCCUCCAGUGUUUUUCAGUUUUUCUUGUCUUUGUCGUAGCUUGUAUGUUUAAUAUUGAGCCAUUUGUUGUAAUCAUUAGUCAACAUGAGCUGAUCAGUCCUGUAGUGAAUGAUUUGAAUGAUGAUGAUCAGCAGGUUUUAUUCAAAAAUCUAAACCCUUGUCAGAAAAGAAGAUGAAUGAAAAACACAUUUUCUUCAUGCUACUGUGACUUAUUUUCAAUUAAAAGGUCCUGUUGUGAUUUUC
Melanotaenia boesemani (Boeseman's rainbowfish) is the source of this 4321-nucleotide messenger RNA. RefSeq names its product lectin, mannose-binding 2-like b (gene lman2lb). The coding region runs from base 19 to 1089 and encodes 356 amino acids. The record is from RefSeq and is a predicted model, not a curated record. NCBI's taxonomy places the organism in Eukaryota, Metazoa, Chordata, Actinopteri, Atheriniformes, Melanotaeniidae. The transcript has 8 exons. Gene Ontology annotation, cellular component: Golgi membrane; endoplasmic reticulum-Golgi intermediate compartment; endoplasmic reticulum membrane. Gene Ontology annotation, biological process: endoplasmic reticulum to Golgi vesicle-mediated transport; endoplasmic reticulum organization; Golgi organization. Gene Ontology annotation, molecular function: D-mannose binding.